Molecule: messenger RNA, 2623 nt
Organism: Sorex fumeus (smoky shrew)
Lineage: Eukaryota; Metazoa; Chordata; Mammalia; Eulipotyphla; Soricidae
Gene: RNPEPL1
Product: arginyl aminopeptidase like 1
Exons: 11
Coding region: 133-2277 (714 amino acids)
Biological process (GO): proteolysis
Molecular function (GO): metalloaminopeptidase activity; zinc ion binding
Source: RefSeq, a predicted model, not a curated record
GGAGCGGGGCGGCGCACGGCGCGGGGCCGGGCCGGGCGGCUCCCGGCGCGACUUCCUGUUGUGCCCGCGCCCCGCCGCGCCGCCCGCGCCCCUCGCCCGCCGCCCGCCCAUGGAUUUCACCUAGCGGCGCCCAUGGCCGCGCAGUGCUGCUGCCGCAAGGCGCCCGGCGCCGACGCCGCGCCCGCCCGGCCGCCGCCCGAGCCGCCGCCCGCCCUGGACGUGGCCUCGGCCUCCAGCGCGCGGCUCUUCCGCCUCCGCCACCUGCAGCUGGGCCUGGAGCUGCGGCCCGAGGCGCGCGAGCUGGCCGGCUGCCUGGUGCUCGAGCUGUGCGCGCGGCGGCCCUCGCCCCGCGCGCUCGUGCUCGACGCGCACCCGGCCCUGCGCCUGCACUCGGCCGCCUUCCGCCGCGCCCCCGCCGCCGCCGCGCCGCCCUGCGCCUUCGCCUUCGCCGCGGGGCCCGGGCCCGCGCCCCCGCCGCCGCCGCGGCCCGCCUUCCCCGACGCGCCCGCCGCCGAGCCCGCCGGCCGCCCGCUGGCCUUCCGCCUCGACCCGUUCACCGACUACGGCUCCUCGCUCACCGUCACGCUGCCGCCCGAGCUGCCGGCGCACCAGCCCUUCCAGGUCAUCCUGCGCUACACGUCCACCGACGCGCCCGCCAUCUGGUGGCUGGAGCCAGAGCUGACCUAUGGCCGCACCAAGCCCUUCGUCUUCACGCAGGGCCACUCCGUGUGCAAUCGCUCCUUCUUCCCCUGCUUCGACACGCCCGCCGUCAAGUGCACCUACUCGGCUGUAGUCAAGGCUCCGUCAGGGGUGCAGGUGCUGAUGAGUGCCACGCAGAGCACCUACGUGGAGGAGGAGGGCGUCUACCGCUUCCACAUGGAGCACCCCGUGCCCGCCUAUCUCGUGGCCCUGGUGGCCGGGGACCUCCAGCCAGCAGACAUCGGGCCCAGGAGCCGUGUGUGGGCCGAGCCUUGCCUCCUGCCCACGGCCACCAGCAAGCUGUCCGGCGCCGUGGAGCAGUGGCUGAGCGCCGCGGAGCGGCUCUACGGGCCCUACAUGUGGGGCAGGUACGACAUCGUCUUCUUGCCUCCGUCCUUCCCCAUCGUGGCCAUGGAGAACCCCUGCCUCACCUUCAUCAUCUCCUCCAUCCUGGAGAGUGACGAGUUCCUGGUCAUCGACGUCAUCCACGAGGUGGCCCACAGCUGGUUCGGCAACGCGGUCACCAACGCCACUUGGGAGGAGAUGUGGCUGAGUGAGGGCCUGGCCACCUACGCCCAGCGCCGCAUCACCACGGAGACCUACGGUGCUGCCUUCACCUGCCUGGAGACGGCCUUCCGGCUCGACGCCCUGCACCGGCAGAUGAAGCUCCUGGGAGAGGACAGCCCGGUCAGCAAGCUGCAGGUCAAGCUGGAGCCAGGGGUGAACCCCAGCCACCUCAUGAACCUGUUUACCUAUGAGAAGGGGUACUGCUUCGUGUACUACCUGUCCCAGCUCUGCGGGGACCCCCAGCGCUUUGACGACUUUCUCCGUGCCUACGUGGACAAGUACAAGUUCACCAGUGUGGUGGCCCAGGACCUGCUCGACUCCUUCCUGAGCUUCUUCCCAGAGCUGAAGGAGCAGAGCGUGGACAGUCGAGCAGGCCUGGAGUUUGAGCGCUGGCUCAAUGCCGCCGGCCCGCCGCUGGCCGAGCCCGACCUGUCGCAGGGGUCCAGCCUGACCCGGCCGGUGGAGGCCCUCUUCCAGCUGUGGACCGCGGAGCCCCUGGACCAGGCCGCCGCCUCCGCCCGCGCCGUGGACAUCUCCAAGUGGAGGACCUUCCAGACGGCGCUCUUCCUGGACCGGCUCCUGGACGGCUCCCCGCUGCCCCAGGAGGUGGUGACCAGCCUGUCCCAGUGCUACUCCUCACUGCUGGACUCCAUGAACGCCGAGAUCCGCAUCCGCUGGCUCCAGAUCGUCGUGCGCAACGACUACUACCCCGACCUGCACCGCGUGCGGCGCUUCCUGGAGAGCCAGAUGUCCCGCAUGUACACCAUCCCGCUGUACGAGGACCUCUGCACCGGCGCGCUCAAGCCCUUCGCCCUGGACGUCUUCUACCAGACGCAGGGCCGGCUGCACCCCAACCUGCGCAGGACCAUCCAGCAGAUCCUGUCGCAGGGCCUGGGCCCUGGCGGCGAGCAGGGGGCGGCCGAGGCCGAGGCGGCCGCGCCCGCCCUGCUGCGGGGGGACGAGGCCCCGGGCAGCGCCAUCUCUCUCAGGGACGUCAACGUGUCCGCCUAGCCGGCCCGCAGACGCCACGCUGUGCCUUCUCCGAGGGGGCGGACUGCGGCGCCCCGCCCCGGCCCCUCCCGGCUCCCUGGGGCCCCGCGACCCCACACUGUGCCUUAUGUCCGUGGGGCCGCGCGGGCGGUCCCGGCAGCUGCUUCGAGGGACGGGACCGGACGUGCCCGCCCGUGGGGGCGGGGGACACUGGGCGCACCGGGCGGCCGGCCGGCCCUGGGCAGGGAGAAGCCUUAGCCCCUCAGGGAAUUCGGGGUCCCGGGCCCAGGUCGGGACGGGACAGACAGCGCCGCGGCUCCGGGGACAGGCGGCGCUGCUCCUCGGGACCCCCGGGCUGGGGACCUGG